Oncorhynchus mykiss (rainbow trout) is the source of this 2118-nucleotide messenger RNA. Its product is annotated as kxDL motif-containing protein 1. NCBI's taxonomy places the organism in Eukaryota, Metazoa, Chordata, Actinopteri, Salmoniformes, Salmonidae. Gene Ontology annotation, biological process: lysosome localization. Gene Ontology annotation, cellular component: BORC complex. The record is from RefSeq and is a predicted model, not a curated record.
UUCCUUUCCUAUGUCACAUGAUCAACAUUCCCACAACACGGAAGUGCGGUGCAGCGUAUCGUUCUGUUUCUCCAGAAAUAAAUGUUUCUCUUUGCCACAGACUGCUAAAUUUCAUCUAGCUCCAAUUAUGAAAAUGAAUGUUAGUAGCUUAAUGUAAGAGUGUAUAUUGCCAUUAAAGUGUUAAAGAAAACUCACGGAUAUAACGAGUUUGGGACAUAUCUAAUCUGUUGAUGGUAAAUGCUUUCCAUUAAUCAUCAGCGCCAUGGAACCCACAGCUUCUGGAAUGUUCUGUAACAGAAUGCUUAGCAUGGUAAACUCUGAGGAUGUCAACGCCAUCAUCCAAGCCCAGAGGCACAUGCUGGACCGCUUUGAGAAGACCAAUGAGAUGCUGAUCAACUUCAAUGGACUUUCCAACGUGCGGCUGCAGCAGAUGAACGAACACUUCCUGCUUCACACGCGCACCCUGGUGGAGAUGAAGAAGGACUUGGACAGCAUCUUUAGGAGAAUCAGGACUUUAAAGGGCAAGAUCGCCAAGCAGUACCCAGAGGCCUUCAGAAACGCCCACGAGUCGCCGGUCCUGGAGGACGACGAGUUUGAUCCCAUCCCGCCCAGUGUCGCCACGAUGAUCACCGCCACCAUGUCGGGGCAGAGCACCGAGUCAUGUGACACGAGCCCCGACGUAAUUUCCCCGAAUGUAAGCCGGUGUUCCGAAGGCCUCUCCCAGGAGCAGGCCGACACGCCCACCUCUGACCAAGGCCUGCCUAGCCCUGAAACGGACAUGCUGAGGGACGAGGGCCCGGACUCAGUACCUGCAGAGUAGAGCCUUCAUAACCCAGGCCUAGAGCUCUACUCAGUACCUGCAGAGUAGAGCCUCCGUAACCCAGGCCUAGAGCGCUACUCAGUACCUGCAGAGUAGAGCCUCCGUAACCCAGGCCUAGAGCUCUACUCAGUACCUGCAGAGUAGUGCCUUCAUAACCCAGGCUUAGAGUUCUACUCAGUACCCAUAGAUUAGAUAGAAGCAGCAGGAGGUCAAUGUGAUUGAUUUGGCUUUGAGUUUUGGCCAGUUAUCUGGUUUGUCGGGUUUGAAUCAGUAGCUGAUUUGAUGGUCAGGAUUUAAACCAGCACACUGACUGCUGUUCACUUGUAAACGCCAAGAUUGUGUCCAAAGAUCCCUUUCGUUAGACACGCUUGUCCAUCACUCGCCACUAACAAUGAAGAAGAUACUUGAAUGUGUGUUGUGGUUGUGAAGAACUGAAUCCUUCAUUACUAACCACAGGAGGACUGCACCCAGCUAGUCAUUUGUUUGUGUGCACAGGAGUGGCUCUCUUUAAUAAUGGUUGAGCUUGGAAAUAUGCACUCAUUUAAAGAGGUAGUGAGCUUUGUUGGUCAUGGGUAAGCCUAUUGGAAUCCAGCUAAUUGCAAUAGUACAGCCUACCAAAAUAUGUUUCAAUUGUUUUAGUGACACACCUCCUGUUAUUUACCCUAUUAAAACUAGAGCCUGACCGAUAAGGUUAUUUGGGUCCGAUUUUUGGGGGGACAAAACUUACCGAUACAGAUAUCUGCUGUUAUACUGUUUUACAGCAGGGAAAUGAAAGUGUCAUUUUCCACACUGAAUUCUCCUAAAUUGCCAUUCAGAAGAGCAGUUGUCCCAGAAAUAUGCUGCUAAUGUUGAUUUCUUACAUUGUGACAUAAUGAGAAUGGCCGCAAACAUUCAGAUCAGCUUGAGAUACCCAUCCCCCCCCCCCCCCCCCCCCCAUCCUAUUUAUUGAAUAUUAGUUAUCGUGAAAUUAUCGGCUGAUACCGAUAAAGCGUUAAAAUGCCAAUAUCAGCAGAUCAUUUCGGCGACGCAAUAUAUCGGUCAGCUUCUAAUUGAAACCUCACCACCACAGACUUUUUUUCUUCUUUUUUUUAACAUGCAAAAUGUGUGAGUUGCUGCAUGGAAGAGUUCAGUAUUAUUGUUUUCCAUUGUUUCUCGGAUAUCCAUUUUAUUUUGUUGGGAUGACUUGAGCUCGAGUACUAGGCUACACUGUAAAUUACCCCUCGGUGAAGUGGCUAACUUAAGCAUUCUAAGUCUUUAUCUGUAUCAUGAUUACGAUAAAUGUUACGCAACAACUUGAA